AUGUGGAGUACAACAGGAGGCGCUGAUAAUGCCAAUGGAGCAACAGCUAGGCUCUCCUCCUCAGUUAAGCUCUUUGCUAUUACUUGAAUAAAGAAGCAUCUUCAAGUUGUAACAAACACAAAAACCUGUAACAAACAGCACAAUAACUACCGAUCUUCAGGUCGCUAACUCUAUAAUGCUGUAUCUAUGACUAAGACUAUGCAGAGGUGGGAUGCUAAGACCAUCACUAAGAUCAACAGUAACACAAUCCGUCGAAGGCUAUCUUCUUCUUCGCUAUUCACAUGCGCUAACUCAUCUUCACAGCGUAAGUAUAGGGAUCCCCCAAGAAGCUCAACCAUGUACUUACAGCAGAAAGGGGAUGGUACAAAGAGAUACUCACUCAUCUAUCAUUCCCGUGUAGAGCAGAUUGCUCAUUCCUCACUAGAGGAGAUCGUACUCACUGGAUAGAGGCAUACAGACAGCUCCUCUAACUCAGCCGCGCCUAAUGGACGAGGCAAAAAUAGGAAGGGAGCUUCUUCUUCUUCGGCUCAUCAGACAGGGGAUUACCAUUUUUAUACGGACUGGUUCUCUCUGGGCUUGAUUUUACAUGAGUGCUGGACUGGCAAUCUGAGUGUGGAUUUAGACGCUUUAGGGUAUGCGCCGAACGAAGGAGAGGAUCCCGAGAGAGCAGAUCCCGAAAAAGCAUGCGACGAAGCACACCUCAAGCUGCUGAGUCAAGAGCUGCCCAAUAUAUUUAAGGCUAGAAGUCUUGCUGCGUAUAAAAAUGUGUGUCACUAUCUAUGUGUGUGUGUAUAUGUGCACUUGUGUUUGUGUACUUAUUGAGUAAGUAUCCCAUCUCGGAUCAUCCGUAGACAAUUGAAUUGUCCUUGUCGUGUAACUAUCACUUUUUAUCCGUAGAGAAUUGAAUUGUCGUGUUAUCACUAUUCCAUCUAGUUGUCGUGCAUCACUAUCCCAUCUACUAGUUGUAGUUGUGUACUAUUAUGACUAUCUUCCGAUGUUGUGUCUUAUCACUAUCGACGUCCGAUGUUGUAAACUAUGCUGAGAAGUCAGAUCAUCCCAGUUAGACUAUGAAUGUUGAUAGUCCAGUUUAAAGUCUGUCCAGAGGAUCAUAGCUAUCUCAAGGGAUGAAAGAACGGGUAUCUAUUUCUUAAGGGAAGACGGAAAGGAAAGGGCGCCAUCCCUACUCCACAAGAGCCUCACUCCACAAGCUUGAAUAGUUGAGAACAUAAGUAAAAGUGCCUUGCUCUAACGCAUCGAAGGAUUUGGAGAAGAUUGCCCCAGGCCUAUCGAUUUUGGUAUCGGAUGCCAAGAAUCGUACCAAAAGGGUCGUCGAGGAUGUGGAUGGCGGCAAAAUCCAAUGGGGAAAGGAGUACGUUGCCAUCGUCAGGAGGCAGAAAAAAAACCAUUUGGCUUUGGAGAAUUUGCAGUCCGAAGAAACAAAACUCUUGCACCAAUUAGAGUUAUGGUCAGCAUUUAGUGUCCAUCUUUCUCGGCAUCUUGAUCCCCUUUUGCCUUGUAUUCUCAUGAAAUACAAGGGGAAAGGGGUCGGGAUGAGAGGACCAAGAUGGACGAAGGCUGGGUCUAAUGGAGGGAAUCCGAAGCAAACGAAGAAAAAUCCUGGAUGAAAUGGAAGGAUGAACUUCGAUUCGGGAGAGGAAAGGGGGAGGAUAACCUUCGAUGUGGGAGGCUGCAGGAGGAUAAUCGAUAGAGGCAAGAAGAGGAUAUAAAAAUCGAUAGAGGCAAGGGCGAGGAUAAUCAAAAGUAGAAGCAAGAGGAAGGGAUAGAAAUUGAUAGAGGCACGAGGAUAAUCUUCGAUAGAGGCAACGAUUGGUCAAUCAUAAUAGACUUGGCCAAGAGAAUACAUCUAGUACUAUAAUAUCGCUGUUCCUCAUAUUUAACUUUAAGUCUGUACAUCUACAUUUACUUGUUCUCCUCGUACUCUCACUUCAACUUUCUGUUUUUUGAUGACACUUACUGUUACAUACUUUCAUCACCUUUGACUUUUCUUUCUUAGCUAGAUCCCAUGAAGAUGGGAUUAAUAGGUCAAAGAAAAUAAGAUUGAAUACGUAAGUAGAAGAAGCAAGGCCGCGAAGCAAGGAAGCAAAGGACUUUUUUUGGAAGAUCGAAUUGUGCUUAUUGUAGUACGUAUCCCCGGUUAGAGAAGAGGACACGAAGAACAUUAAGGACGGCUGUAAAAAAAUUACCACUCUAUACGCUUUUCGAAGCCUUUUUCAUCAAGGGGAAAAGGAGCCACAGAAAUGCUAGAUCAUGAGAGAUACUUCCACCAAUUCGAAACCCCUAAGGACAAGGACGAUGUCGAUCGAGAGAAUGAGGAGAUAGGGGAAUGGGUAUCAGAUCUACUGCGAGGAACAAAGAUCGAAUUGUGCUUAUUGUAGUACAUAUCCCCGGUUAGAGAAGUCUUUUUUCAACACAAUAUCAAUCCAUGAUACUCCUGCUAAUGCACCGUUUUCAAGUCUGAUAUCUAGAGACUCAACGCGUCUUCAACUACCGCAGAUUUCUACUACACCGCAUCUAAGUCUAAGUGAAGUGAUGGCGAUCUCGGAGCAAUACAACUGAUGAUUUCAGAUUUCUACACACAAGAAUCACAACUGACAAAUGCUUUCUCCUUUGUAGAAAAAU
Molecule: messenger RNA, 2640 nt
Organism: Amoebophrya sp. A25
Lineage: Eukaryota; Dinophyceae; Syndiniales; Amoebophryaceae
Source: the annotation of a GenBank genome assembly